AUGGAGUGUUCAUAUGAAUACGAGAGGAUGAAGAAAUGCCCCCAUGAUUAUACACUGGAUGAGCUGAAUUUUCCGGCGAAGGAAAAAGUCAAUAAUUUGAGAAGUUCCAGCCAGUUGGUUUCAUUUGGGGAUUAUUCAGGUGAAAUUGAGAAUUAUAAGUUUGAUAAUUAUGGGAAUUUAAUUGGAUCUGGAGAAAAAGGGCAUGAAAUUAAGAAGGAUUAUUGUUCAACAAUAAUAAUGGGUCAGCUGCCAAAUCGUAAUCGUAAUCAUAAUAAUUCAGAACAUGUUAUAGCUGAGAGAAGAAGAAGAGAAAAGAUAAGACAAAACUUUAUUGCUCUUUCAGCUCUCAUACCCGGCCUCAUUAAGAGGGACAAAGCUUCGGUGCUUGGUGGAGCUAUCGAGUAUGUGAAAGAGCUUCAAGAACGUCUCAAAUGGGCUGAGGAAGAAGCAGAGAAGCAGAAGAGUGUAAUUAAAUCAUUCGUGUUUGGGAAAAGAAUCAAUCUCGACUCCGACGACUCUGAAAACGAAACCUUUUCAUUGGACGAGAACGGUGACAGAUCUUCGGUCCGAUCAGUUCCUACAAUAGAAAUAAGAGUUUUGGAGAAGGAUGUUAUGGUAAGAAUUCAUUGCAAGAAACGGCAGGGAUGUUAUACAAGCAUAUUAAGUCAAAUAGAGAAGCUUAAGCUUACGAUUCUGAAUAGCUGCGUUUCUCCAUUUGGUGAAUCGAGACUCGACAUAACCAUUGUUGCCGAGAUGGAGGCUGGUUUUUGCAUGACACCGAUGGAUGUUGGGAAGAAUCUAAGAGAGACUUUGGUCGAGUUCAUAUAG
Molecule: messenger RNA, 828 nt
Organism: Cucumis melo (muskmelon)
Lineage: Eukaryota; Viridiplantae; Streptophyta; Magnoliopsida; Cucurbitales; Cucurbitaceae
Product: transcription factor bHLH25-like
Exons: 3
Coding region: 1-828 (275 amino acids)
Molecular function (GO): protein dimerization activity
Source: RefSeq, a predicted model, not a curated record